AGUCAUACCAUUUCUUUCAUUAGACUGGGGGAUAAAGUGGAUGGAGGCAAUUCCAUUAGUUUUCAUGUAUUUUUAAAAGAAAAUGAUGAUUUACUAACUGUGGAUUUCUUAUUUUAGCUUGUACGUCUUUGGAUGUAGGCUAACUAAACCCUCUCUACAUAUAAGCGUAUUAAUUUCUACAAAGUCAGUUAUUGUCAAACUGCAGUGAUGUCGUAUUAAUGUAAAAUAAUAUCAAGCCUUCGCGAAAUUUCGUUAGAAUAUUGUUCUUAAUUUUUUUGACACGCAUUUACAUUUUAGGCUCUGCACUGAUUUUGUACGCUUGCUGGUUUUCUUGUCUUAUUGCAUUUGCGAUAUAAUGGCGGCAGCUAUUACGACUCCGGCCGGGCAAAGAAUGGGGACCCGCUCCACCGCCGCUACUCCGUUGAGCCCUACAAGAAUAUCCAGGUUGCAAGAGAAGGAAGAAUUAAGAAACCUGAAUGACCGCUUAGCCGUGUACAUUGACAAGGUACGGAGCCUCGAGUCCGAAAAUAGUGUUCUUCAGCUGCAGAUCAGCGAGAGAGAAGAAGUAAGAAGCCGGGAGCUCACUGGUAUUAAAUCACUGUACGAGACCGAGCUCGCGGACGCUAGGAGAACCUUGGAUGGCAUCGCUAAAGAACGCGCCAAGCUUCAGAUUGAAUUGGGAAAGAUAAAGGCCGAGCAUGAGCAGCUAUUACAAAACUUCGCGAAGAAAGACGGCGACUUGGCCGCCUCCCAGGCCAGGCUGAAGGACGUGGAGACGGCCCUGCGAGCCAAGGAGGCCGCGCUGGCCUCCGCGCUGUCGGAAAAGAGGAGCCUGGAGGGCAGCCUGUCCGACCUGCAGGCCCAGAUCCUGGAGCUGGACGCCGGCCUGGCCUCCAUGAAGAAGCAGCUCGGCGAGGAGACGCUGCGGCGGGUGGACCUGGAGAACCGCUGCCAGAGCCUGGCCGAGGAGCUGCAGUUCCGCAAGAACGUGUUCGAGGAGGAGAUCAGCGAGACCCGGAGGCGCCACGAGACCCGCCUGGUGGAGGUGGACUCGGGCCGGCAGGUGGAGUACGAGUCCAAGCUGGCCCAGGCGCUGGCCGAGAUCCGGCAGCAGCACGACGAGCAGGUGAAGCUCUACAAGGCCCAGAUGGAGCAGACCUACGCGGCUAAGCUGGAGAACACGCGCCUGUCCGCGGAGAUGAGCAGCAGCGCGGCCAGCCUGGCCCGGGAGGAGCUGAGGGAGUCCGCACUGCGCGUGGAGAGCCUGUCCGCACAGCUGGCCAACCUGCAGAAAGAGACCCGCGGGCUGCAGGACCGGAUCGACGAGCUGGAGGCGGCGCUAGCCCAGGAGCGGGACGCCGGCUACAGGGUCCGGGCGGAGCACGAGCGGGAGAUCGCUGAAAUUCGGGCCCGGAUGCAGCUGCAGCUGGACGAGUACGAGCAGCUGCUGGACGUCAAGCUGGCCCUGGACAUGGAGAUCAACGCCUACCGGAAACUUCUGGAGGGAGAGGAGGAGAGGUUGAGGCUGUCCCCCAGCCCGUCUUCGCGCGUGACGGCGACCCGGGCCUCGUCCAGCCGCAGCGUGCGUACCGCGCGGGGGAAGAGGAAGCGCGUGGAGGAGGAGGAGGAGCCCGAGGCCAGCGGCAGCGUUAGGGUCACCAUCGCUCACUCCGCCUCCGCCUCCGGGAACGUCCGCCUCGACGAGCUGGACGUGGACGGGAGGUUCAUCCGCCUGCAUAACACCUCCAACCAGGACCAGCCCAUGGGGGGUUUCGAGAUGACCAGGACCAUCGGAGACGUCGACGCGACGUACAAGUUCACUCCGCGAUACGUCUUGAGAGCGGGACAGAAAGUGACGGUCUGGGCCUCCAAUGCGGGCGUGAGUUCCACCCCCCCCACGGACCUCAUCUGGAAGAACCAGAGCUCCUGGGGCAGCGGGGUGGACGUCAGGGUGCUGCUGCGGAACCCCCAGGGAGAGGAAGUGGCAGAGAGGACCAUGGUCUUCAAGACCACCUCAGUGGAAGAGGAGGACGAAGAGGAGGAGGAGGAGGAAGAAGAGGAAGACGAUGAAGAAGAUGAGGGUGAAGCACAGCAAACACAGAGAGGCUGCUCCAUCAUGUAAAGGCAACAAUGCUAGUUCCUCUUCGACCCGACGUGACCCGAUUCAGCUGCCAACAGAACUGCAACAGAGCUAUUUUUGUAUGCGUCCAGUUUUUAUUGUGAAAUGUGCGAUCGCAUUUUUAUACCUUUUGAAAAAACGCAGAGGAUUGUGAGCCAUUUUGGUGCUUUUUUUUUGUGAACUGCAAAAUGUAGCAAUCGUGACUUGUUUUAUAUGGAGCCAUUUUUCUUUUAUCAGAUGACUAUUUUUGUAGAAUAGAUGAGAAAACUGGUGCAUCUGUGGAAGAGAGGCAGCUUGCAAAACAAUAUACUCCUCCUGGUGCUGUGAUUAUAUUUUCUACAACUUGGAUAUCCUGACUGUUUUAAAGUAGCUUUUUACGCCAUUUUCCCUUGGAAAGAAAAGUUUUAAUUUUUUUUUUUGACAGGCAAGAUGUUGCAUACUUUUAAUUUUACUUUCCUGUAAAACCAAAAAUGUAGGAUUUGUUGCCAUUCUGGUAUGUGUAUGCAUGUUACGCAUGUGUAACUGUAUAUAUAAACAUUGUUAAAUCAA
This is a messenger RNA of Anguilla rostrata (American eel), 2668 nucleotides long. Its product is annotated as lamin-B1-like. Gene Ontology annotation, molecular function: structural constituent of cytoskeleton. The coding region runs from base 356 to 2122 and encodes 588 amino acids. NCBI's taxonomy places the organism in Eukaryota, Metazoa, Chordata, Actinopteri, Anguilliformes, Anguillidae. Gene Ontology annotation, biological process: nuclear pore localization; protein localization to nuclear envelope; nuclear migration. The record is from RefSeq and is a predicted model, not a curated record. Gene Ontology annotation, cellular component: nuclear lamina; nuclear envelope. The transcript is spliced from 11 exons.